Messenger RNA from Acanthosepion pharaonis, 495 nucleotides. NCBI's taxonomy places the organism in Eukaryota, Metazoa, Mollusca, Cephalopoda, Sepiida, Sepiidae. The record is from the annotation of a GenBank genome assembly.
AUGCAACCAUGUUAUAUUCAUUUCCUUUCUUUUUUUUUCUUUUUCGUGUCGGUUUUUUUGUUUGAUUCUUGUUUCUUUCUUUUUCAACUUUCUCUCUAUGGUUUUCUUUUCUUUUUUAUUUACUUCUUGUCUUAUUUUAUCCAUCCGUCUUUCUCUUUUUUUUUUCUUUUCUUACAAGCUCCAGUUCCUUCUUUCAUUUUUCCUUUCUUGCUUUCUUAUCUUGCUCAACAUUGUUUGCCUUCAUUUUAUUUUUUCUUCUUUUUUAUUUUUUUAUUUUCUUUCUUUUAUUUUUUUCAUUAUUCAUUUCUUGCAAUUUUAGUUCUUUCUUUCUUUCAUUAUUUCUUUUUGAACUUCCUGUACAUUGUUUUCUUUCAUUUUAUUUUUAAUUUAUUUCUUCUCUUUAUUUUUCUAUUUUCUUUCUUUUAUUUUUUCAUUAUUCAUUUCUUUCUUUCUUUCUUUCUUUCUUUCUUUCUUUCUUUCAUUAUUUCUUUUUGA